AUGUUGAGCUCACUGCGCACUGCCGCGCGGUCACCUCGCAUUUUCGCCCCAUAUCACCGCCUGUUGACCCGCAACACGAGAAGAAACUACGCCUCCGCUACCGAUCUCAACUCUCUACCCAAGCCGGGAGACCAUCUCCAUGGCUUCACCCUCAAUCGAGCAGAACAUGUUCCUGAGUUAGAGCUGUCUGCGUUACACUUCACGCACGACAAGACGGGCGCAGACUAUCUGCAUUUGGCAAGAGACGAUAUCAACAAUGCUUUUCUCAUCGGUUUCAAGACGAACCCUCCGGACGCCACUGGUGUUCCCCAUAUUCUUGAACACACGACUUUAUGCGGGUCAGAAAAGUAUCCUGUUCGAGAUCCCUUCUUCAAGAUGAUUCCGCGCUCUCUCCAAAGUUUCAUGAACGCCAUGACUUCCACCGAUCAUACUAUGUACCCCUUCGCCACCACGAACGCUCAAGACUUUCGUAAUCUGAUGAGUGUCUACCUCGAUUCUACCCUCCACCCACUCCUCAAACAUUCCGAUUUCGUGCAAGAAGGAUGGCGAAUCGGGCCAGAGAAUCCAGAAGAGACCGUGCAGAAAGAGGAUGGAAGCGAUCUCGUGUUCAAGGGCGUCGUAUACAACGAGAUGAAGGGCCAGAUGAGCGAUGCCACAUAUCUGUACUUCAUACGCUUCUUUGAGCAUGUCGUACCUUCUCUCAACAACUACGGCGGUGACCCGGCCAAGAUGACGGACCUUACAUACGAGCAACUGAGGAACUUCCACAGAGACCACUACCAUCCAAGCAACAGCAAGAUUCUUACAUACGGAGACCAACCCGUGCAGCACCACUUGCAAUUACUUGGAGAGCAGCUGUCAGCUUUCAACAACACCAACGUUGACCAAGAAUUGAAAGCGCCAAUCACUCUUGAAGGUCCACGAGAGAUCGUUUUGAAGGGACCGAUCGAUCCAUUGACGCCCAUCGAAUCCCAAUACAAGACAUCCGUCACAUGGAUUAUUGGCGACCCUCGCGAUGUUGUCGAAUUCACCGCUUUGAACCUGGCACUGAACGUUCUGAUGGAUGGGUACGGUUCACCAAUGUAUCGCGCACUCAUUGAAUCUGGGCUUGGCACGGACUUUUCUCCAAACACUGGAAUCCUGGACACCGAACCCACCGCGAUCUUCUCGAUUGGCCUAAACGGAGUUACGAAGGAGAAUGUGCCUAAAGUGAAGAAAGUCAUCGCGGCCACGAUCAUGGAGACUAUAGCUAAAGGUCUUGAUAAGCAGAAGAUCGAGGGGAACUUACACCAGACUGAACUCUCCCUCAAGCACAAGUCUGCGAAGUUCGGACUUGGGACCGUGCAGCGCCUGGUAGGCAAGUGGUUCAAUGGUCUGGACCCAUAUAAGGCUUUGGCUGUGAAAGCUACACUGGACCAGUUCAAGGCAAACUAUGCUCAAGAAGGAUAUCUGGAGGGCCUACUCAAAAAGUAUCUUCUCGUGGAUAACACGAUGACUUUCACCAUGGAGCCCAGCGCCGACUUUGCUGCUGAGCUUGCUGCCGAGGAAGCCAGCAGGCUGAAGACGAAGAUCAACGAAGCAGUGAAAGCGUAUCCCAGCGAGCAAGAUGCUUACAAGGGAUUGAGAGACCGGGAAUUGGAGCUUGUCAAAGAACAAGAUGCAGGUCGCACGCAAUCACUUGACAGUCUUCCUACGCUGCGCGUAUCUGACAUCUCGCGGGUGCAGAAGCAGACUCAAGUGCGGGACAGCACUGUUGACAAUGUCAAAGUCCAGUGGCAUGAGGCCGCUACCAAUGGCCUGACAUACUUCCGCGCUCUGUCCCUCUUCAAGGACCUGCCCGGCGAACUUCGCAUGCUCGUACCGCUAUUCUGCGACAGCUUGAUGCGUAUCGGCACGAAAGAUAAGCCGAUGGAGGUGAUCGAGGACCUGAUCAAGCUGAAGACUGGAGGCAUUGCAUUUGGCACACACACUACAGCGAGCCCAUUCGACAUUCAGCAAGCCGAGGAAGGGCUAGCAAUAAGUGGACACGCUUUCGACAAUAACAUCCCAGCCAUGUUUGAACUUAUCCAGACAGUGCUGCUGGGUACCGACUUCGAUUCACCUCAAGCACACCGCAUGAUUCGCGAACUACUUCAGACGGCUGCCAGCGGCGCUGUCGACGCAGUCGCUUCGAGCGGCCACAGCUACGCAAUGCGGUACUCAGAAGCAGGCGUAAGCCCCGUAGGUCGCUUGAGCGAGCAGUACGCAGGUCUGUCGCAGGUCAAGAUGACCGCUACUCUGGCUGCAGCUGAGGAGAACGAAGCGGCAAUGAAUGAACUCAUCCAGAAGCUCAAAACCAUCCAAGCAAUCGCAGUCUCCAAUAUGCGCGGCGGUUCAAUGCGAGUUGCCCUGACCUGCGGCUCUGAAUCUGUCAGCGCCAACGAGGCAGCCUUGCAAAGCUUCCUCGCAGCGACAUCGCGAGCCAACCUCUCGGCACCUACAUCAUCACCACCCAGCCAGUCUCCACCGUUCGACUUCACCUCCCGCCACACCCUGUUCAACCUCCCCUACCAAGUCUCCUACUCCGGCCUCUCCCUCCCCACAGGCCCCUACACCUCCUCCAAAUCCGCCCCCUUCGCCAUCCUCGCCAAACUCCUCACCCACAAACACCUCCACCACGAGAUCCGCGAAAAGGGCGGCGCCUACGGCGGCGGAGCCUACAGCAAAGGCAUCCCCGGCAUCUUCGGCAUGUACUCCUACCGCGACCCAAACCCCACCAACACCCUCAAAAUCUACAGCGAGACGGGUCGGUGGGCCGCCGAGCGAGACUGGAGUGAUCGAGAACUCGAAGAGGCGAAGUUGGGUGUUUUCCAGGGUCUCGAUGCGCCCGUUAGCGUGAAUCAGGAGGGGAUGGUGAGGUUUCUGAGUGGCGUUGAUGGGGAGAUGGAGCAGCGACGGAGGGAGUGGUUGUUAGAUGUUGAUGCGAAGCAGGUAAGGGAGGCGGCGGAGGAGGUUGUGAAGGGUGUUCAGGGGAAGGCGCAUAUCACUGUGCUAGGGGAUAAGGAGAAGACGGCGUUUUGGAAGGAGGGCAGUUGGAAGGUGGAGGAUCUGGGGAUGGGGAAGGUUCAGGAGGUGGAGGUUUGA
Messenger RNA from Zasmidium cellare ATCC 36951, 3123 nucleotides. RefSeq lists its product as uncharacterized. Gene Ontology annotation, cellular component: mitochondrial matrix. Gene Ontology annotation, biological process: protein processing. The record is from RefSeq and is a predicted model, not a curated record. The coding region runs from base 1 to 3123 and encodes 1040 amino acids. The transcript is spliced from 2 exons. Gene Ontology annotation, molecular function: metal ion binding. Lineage: Eukaryota; Fungi; Ascomycota; Dothideomycetes; Mycosphaerellales; Mycosphaerellaceae.